CAGUAAGAGAUGAGAACACUGAAAAUGUCGUUUUAGAUUUAAAAAAGUCAAAACAAAAACAAUGUUACGUUUCUAUUUGUAAACAGAAUUAGACAAUUAAUAUAGUGUUUGUAUAAUUUAAAAUAAUUGUAUUAUUUUGUUAAUAGUAAAACAUUAUUAUCAUGGAAGGAGCAUAUAAAGAAAAAUACUCAUUUAUUGGAGAAUGGUAUGACAACCAAGCAAGCCUUGUAAGAAGAUUUAAUGUAUUUUACUAUCCCACCGAUGAUACAAUCGAGAUGUAUGAUCUGAAGAACAGGAAGACCUUUUUAAGAAGAGUGAAGGUGAAUGGUAUAACACUUGACAAUUUCUUUAUUGGGAGUUCCCUUUACAUAUUAGGAAGAUUGGUCAAAAUUAUUGAUUUUGCAUGUGAACACACAAAGGAAAAACUGCACAAGGAUAUGGAAGUCACAUUUGCACUAAUAAAACCCCUUUCAUCAAAGGUUACUGGAAAAAUUAUCACGCACUUCUUUGAACACAACCUUAAGAUAACUAAAAUGAAAAAAGCCCGCCUCACAGGGGAUGAUGUAAACUAUCUUUAUAGAUUUCAAUUAACGGAUCCUACAUUUCCCUUUCUUUUGGAGCAUCUAACGGGAGACUUAGUGUAUGGUAUGGAGCUUGUUGGUAAAGAUGCUGUUGCCCUCUCCAAACAGAUAAUUGGUGAUAAAGAUCCAAUGAAAGCUAAACCAGGCACUAUAAGGGCACUUUAUGGAUCUGAUCCUGUUAAGAACUGUGUUGAUGUCUCCAGUGAUACUGAAACUGCUAUUCAGGAUGUGGAAUAUUUUUUUCCCUCACCACCAUUUCAUUUAUCAAGGCUUCGAUUGACAGCCACCCUGUCGAAUUGCACCCUUUGUAUUGUGAAACCACAUGCCAUACGAGAGGGUAAACUAGGUGCUGCGUUAGAAGCAAUUGACGAAGGUGGAUUUGAUAUUACAGCUUUGAAUAUGUUCAUAGUUGAGAAUAUCAAUGCGGCAGAGUUCUAUGAAGUUUAUAAGGGAAUUGUUCAAGAGUAUAAGGGAAUGGUGGAAGAGCUUUCAAGUGGUCCGUGUAUUGCAAUGGAAAUUGUUGCGAAGGAUAAGCGUACUAAUACAGCCGUUGAGUUUAGAAAAUUAGUGGGGCCAUCUGAUCCGGAAAUUGCAAGAUUAUUACGUCCAAACACAAUGAGAGCUAAACUUGGGAAAACAAAGGUGCAAAAUGCUAUACAUUGUAGUGAUUUAGCAGAGGAUGGUUUACUUGAAGUGGAAUAUUUCUUCAAAAUUUUAAAUUUGUAAUCUUUUUAAUUAUAUCAAUGUUUCUUUAUUGAUCUAUUUGAAGGCGAAGGUUUAUCACGCUUUUAUAUUAUUCCAUUUUUUUAAAUAAUACUAUUUAAUUUCAAGAGUUCGCAUUUAAAAGUACUUGAUUAUUUACCAAUAAAAUAAAAAUUAAACUGAAAAUCAAGUAAGCAGUGGGAAGAUGAUAUAAUAAAGGUCGGGACCUAAUCUGAUAUUUGUUAAAGUAUAGAAAAUCUUAAAAUAUAUCUAGGAAUUAUAAAUGGUACUAAAUAGCACAUUACCAUGCGUACGAUAUUUAGGCUGCUACACAAAUGUUAGUCAUCUAUGUAAUAGGUAUAAAAAAGACUGAUUUUGAUUAUUAUAUUGUGUGCUUAGAGUGUGGUUUUAAUAAAUAAAUGAUUAUAAGUAUAA
Molecule: messenger RNA, 1718 nt
Organism: Pieris napi
Lineage: Eukaryota; Metazoa; Arthropoda; Insecta; Lepidoptera; Pieridae
Gene: nmdyn-D7
Product: nucleoside diphosphate kinase 7-like
Exons: 7
Coding region: 162-1307 (381 amino acids)
Biological process (GO): CTP biosynthetic process; UTP biosynthetic process; GTP biosynthetic process
Cellular component (GO): centrosome
Molecular function (GO): nucleoside diphosphate kinase activity
Source: RefSeq, a predicted model, not a curated record